UUCUGCCCCCAUGCACUAUAAGCAAAUUCGUAGUAGAGAGAAGCAUUUUAAAUGUGAUGAAUGUGAGAGAGCCUUCACUCAUAUGGCAGCUUUUAUACAGCAUCAGAGUGUUCACACUGGAGAGAAACCUUAUGAGUGUAAUGAAUGUAGUAAGGCCUUUAGUCGACGUUCAGUCCUUAUUCGACACCAGAGAACUCAUACUGGAGAGAAACCAUUUGAAUGUAGUGAAUGUGGAAAAACCUUUAGUAGAAGCUCAGGUUUUAUGUACCAUCAGAGAAUACAUGCUGGUGAGAAACCCUAUAAAUGUAAUGAAUGUGGGAGAGCCUUCAGUAGCAACUCACUUCUUACUGAACAUUGCAGGAUUCAUACUAGUGAGAAAGCUUUUAAAUGUAAUGAAUGUUGGAAAGGCUUCAGUUACAUCAAAGGUUAUAGUCAGCAUCAGAUAAUUCAUAGUGGAGAGAAACCAUUUGACUGUAGUGAAUGUGGAAAAGCCUUUAGUCGCCAUUCAUUCCUUAUUCGACAUCUGAGAGUCCAUACUGGCGAGAAACCAUUUGAAUGUAAUGAAUGUGGUAAAGCCUUCAGCAGAAGGUCAGUCCUUCAUGAACAUCAAAGAAUUCAUACUGGGGAGAAGCCAUAUGAAUGUAAUGAGCGUGGGCAAGCCUUCAGUCAGAGCUCUACCCUUAUCCAACACCAGAGAAUUCACACUGGAGAGAAACCUUAUGCAGGUAAUGAAUGUGGGGAAGCUUUCAAUACCAGAUCAGGCCUUAGUGAACAUCAGAGAAUUCAUACUAUAGAGAAGCCUAACGAAUGUGAUAAGUGUGGGAAAACCUUUGAUAGGAGAUCAAAACUUACUCAACAUCAGAGAAUUCAUGCUGGAGAGGAGUCAUGUGAAUGUAACAUAUGUAGGAGAGUCUUUACUUGCCAUUCACUUCUCAGUCAACACCAGUAUAAUUGCACUCAAGUUAAUUUGGAAAUGUGAUGGAAAUGUAAAGGAGAACUUUGUUGAUUGGAGUUCAUAAUAGGUUAAAAUCCCAUAACAGAAUGUAAAUUUUUUAAUGGCAGUUGCUAAUUUUUAUUCUAAUUUAGUUUGUACAGCAAUCUAGCCCAGUGCCAAAUGCAGAGUGAUAAUAAAAUAUGUUUUUGGUGAUGGAAUUAUUAGACUGAUAAUUAUA
Molecule: messenger RNA, 1172 nt
Organism: Phascolarctos cinereus (koala)
Lineage: Eukaryota; Metazoa; Chordata; Mammalia; Diprotodontia; Phascolarctidae
Source: RefSeq, a predicted model, not a curated record